AGGGCUGCGCGGGCGCCCCGGAAUGCCUGCGGGGCUGCGAGUGGGGCGGGGGGUGCGCUGCAAGGAACCACAGCUCCGGCGUGUUCUGGCUGCUGCGGGGGGCCGGGCACGGGAGGUCCUGCGCGCUCCUGCUUCGCUGGGCACGCGUGGGUUUCCGACAAGCCCCGGGGGAGGUGAAGGGAGGGCGCAGCGGGGCUGGCGAGCGUCGGGGCUGUUUGUCCCCUGGUUUUGGGGAGAAGGAGCAAACCGCCUUUCAGUGCGUGAUUUACGCCUGUCUGUAGUGGCGUCAGGAGAUCCGUGCGAUUCGGAAGUGAGUGCACGUCUGGUACAAAUAUAUACGUGUGUGUAUGUGCGUGUGUGUAAGUUUAGAUAUUUCUCCUGUGAUGAAAUUAAUUCGAUCUGUAAGACAAGGAAAGUCCUUCUCUGGGUUCUUCUAUGCAGAGGGCGUGUGUGGACGGGAAGGAAAAGCCAUAAUUUUUGCUGCUUUUUUUUUUUUUUUUUUUUUUUUUUUUUUGUGGACUUACUUCGUGACAGCCCCCUUCCCCCAUUAAAAAAAAAAAAAAAAGAAAAAAGAAAGAAAAAAAAGAAAAAAAAAGCUGCUGGUGUUUUCAGCAAGCUGUUUGUGUGUCACUUUGCCCCACCCCGAUGGUAAAGUCCCUUUUGCCCUAAUCCAUAGUCUGAUCACACACUCGGCCCUUAAUGGGGGUUUCAAAGCACUUUGAAAGAAGAGGAGGUGGUUGGUGUGUGUGCGGUGGGAAUGGGGGUGGGGGUGUCUUGCACAGGCUCCGGCCACAAAACAGAAAUUCACGGGCAGAGGACUUCUCUCCCUUAGGCUUCGCCCUUCCCCGGCCAGCGGUACACGGGAUUUUUCCACAGCACGCAAGAAGCCCCUCGAGUUUUAAACCUCCCCAAAUGUGCCGAACGCGAAACUCGUCUCCCUCGCUCACCCUUUUGCCAAGCCCAGUUUGAAAGAAAAGAAAAGUUAGCAAUCCUGGCACUUGAGUUCGGUGAGAGUGGACUUUGGCUUCUUAGAAGUGGGGAAUCGUGUUAUCACGCACAUGCACACACAAAAAGGCAAAUCUGCUUCUCUUGCUCUUGGCGGAUGCAAAGGGGAGAAGUACUAGGUCAGAGGAGGGAGAGGUGUGCCCUCCUGUCAGGAUUUUCAAGCAAAUGUAGGUGAAAGAGAGAUUUUUGAGGUUUGCAAAUAAAUGUGCUGGUUCUUUGCGUCCUGUCCUGUUAGCGGAUCUGUGGCGGGGAUAAAAAAGGGGGAGCACCCUGCUCGGUCUGAUGCCCCCACUGGAAAUGCCUCCUGGGUCCCUCCGGGCUGGGGCGGAGCGGGGCGGGCUGAAGGUCAGGCAAUUUGCAGAAUAUGCGUAAAAUAAGAGGAGCUUUUCCAGCGGCUGGCUUUGUGAAGUUGAAUGGGUGUUUAGCGCAAGGCGAGAGGGGGUAAUCUGCCUUUUGCCCAGCUGUCCCGGAGGUGUUGUCUGAACCGUCUGCAGGGCGCCUGGCACUUCCCGGGAGGGGAAGCUCCUUUAGCAUCUCCUGGGGGAGGGCAGGGGGGAAGAGUUUAAAGGAAACAUGGGUUUGACUUUCUGAUAAGGCGACUGAAGCAGCCCCCUCCCACCUCCCAGCCCAGAGGAUGUCUCCUGGUUAUCUCCAGGUUGUCUGCACUCUCCGGCGGGCGAGGGGCUGUCGCCUCCCACCUGCUGCGCGCCCCCCGCCCGAGACGGAGCUGGAGGCGGGGAGGGAAGUGGAGAGCGGAGGCUGCUUUUCCAGCUCCCACCUUGGCGUCUGAGGGGGGCUCCGCCACCGAUCCCGGGGUCGUCUGAAGCGCCUUCAGGAUUUCAGAUGUGUUCUAAGCCUGGUGGGGUGAGCAAGCUUCUGGGCACUGAUGGAGACUCAGCACGGCAGUGGGUCACAGCCCUUACUACAGGCUCGGCGUGACAGUGGGAGACCGCAUGGGGAGCCCGACCUGCGGGAUGUCCUGAUGCAGCAGGUUCACGUCUUGUCGUUGGACCAGAUCAGAGCCAUCCGAAACACAAAUGAAUACACAGAGGGACCUACGGUGGCUCCACGGCCGGGGGUCAAAUCUUCUCCUCGGGUAACAACCCAACCCAAAAGUGAAAGGCCUCAUGGGUUGCCUGAGCAUCGUCAUUUCAGCCGGAUCCAGCACACGCAAACGCACUCAUCUCCUCGAGUGCCUCUCUCCCGGUCCAUCAGCACAGUCAGCACGGGCUCACGGAGCAGUACGAGGACGAGUACAAGCAGUAAUUCGUCAGAACAAAGACUUCUGGGGUCGUCUUCGGGGCCAGUUGCUGAUGGGAUAGUCCGAAUGCAGCCCAAGUCUGAGCUCAAGUCGAGUGAGCUGAAGCCACUGAGCAAAGAAGAUUUGGGAGCACACAGCUACAGGUGUGAGGACUGUGGAAAGUGUAAGUGUAAGGAGUGCACUUAUCCAAGGACCCUCCCCUCAUGUUGGAUCUGUGACAAACAGUGCCUUUGCUCAGCCCAGAACGUGGUUGAUUAUGGGACUUGUGUUUGCUGUGUGAAGGGCCUCUUCUAUCACUGCUCUAAUGAUGACGAGGACAACUGUGCUGACAACCCCUGCUCCUGCAGUCAGUCACAUUGCUGCACUAGGUGGUCCGCCAUGGGUGUAGUGUCCAUCUUUCUGCCUUGCUUGUGGUGUUACCUACCAGCCAAGGGUUGCCUUAAGUUGUGCCAGGGCUGUUACGACCGGGUAAAUCGGCCUGGGUGCCGCUGCAAACACUCCAACACCGUUUGCUGCAAAGUUCCCAGCGUACCCCCCAGGAACUUUGAAAAGCCAACAUAGCAUCACUAGCCAGAAAUACUAAAGUAACAAGGAUUAUUAUUUUAACGUACAUAUGCAACCAACUAAGCAGCUAUGGUCUUGGCACUGUAGUGGAAGGGUUGGGGAUGUACUUUGCUGUUUGCAGUGAAAUGCUUUUCUGUGUGUGUGCCAUCUUAACUGAUACGCUUGUUAGAAUCCAGCUAAUGGCAUACAGGGGAAAAAAAAGGGAUGCAGUACAUUCUGACCCACAUAUUGCAUAAGCUAAAGCAACACAGACACUCCUAGGCAACUCUAUUGUUUGUGAAUAGUACUUGCAAAAUUUGUAAAUUAGCAAAUGACUCCUUUUUUUCAUUGUUUUCUGCCAGAGAUAAUGUGCUAUAUUUUUGUAUAUACAAUAAUAUUUUCAACUGUGAAAAGUAAGUGCUGUCAUAAGACAUGGCACAGUCACAAAAUAUUAUACUAAUAUGUUGUACAUUCGGAAGAAUGUGAAUCAAUCAGUAUGUUUUUAGAUUGUAUUUUGUCUUACGGAAACCUUCUAUUACAAGACUUUGAUUUCCCUUUGGACUUCAUGUAUAUUGUACAGUUACAGUAAAAUUCAGCCUUUAUUUUCUAAUUUUUCAACAUAUUGUUUAGUGUAAAGAAUAUUUAUUUGAAGUUUUAUUAUUUUAUAAAAAGAAAUAUUUAUUUUAAGAGGCAUCUUACAAAUGUCGCCCCUUUUUAUGAGGACGUCAUAGUUGCUGCAGAUAAGGGGUGUAUGAUGCAUAUGUUCACUAUAAAAUAGAAAAUAUAUUAACGUUUGAAAUUAAA
This is a messenger RNA of Taeniopygia guttata (zebra finch), 3613 nucleotides long. RefSeq names its product sprouty RTK signaling antagonist 2 (gene SPRY2). The record is from RefSeq and is a predicted model, not a curated record. Gene Ontology annotation, cellular component: cytosol; membrane. Gene Ontology annotation, biological process: negative regulation of fibroblast growth factor receptor signaling pathway; animal organ development; multicellular organism development. NCBI's taxonomy places the organism in Eukaryota, Metazoa, Chordata, Aves, Passeriformes, Estrildidae.